UAAGAUCGCAACAUCUAGCAAUGACAGCCUAUAUUUUUCUGUUUCAUUAGUGACCACCUAGGGUGAAACUUGCACUUCAGUCUUAAAUUAUAGUAAAUGCAAUGUUUGAGCAGGCUCAUGUUAUUGAAAAAAAAAUGUAGAGUACGGCUAAAAGACAUUAUAAAGCGGGAGGCAAUGUUCAAAUUAUUAUUGUGCUGAUCUCUGACAAGUGCACGCUGUGGGAAAAUGCGUAUGAUGUAAAUACAUUCGUUUUAGUCGCUUGGGUCUGCUUCAGACAGUAACUUUAAUUGCAUUGCCACUGCGUCUGUGCGCGAAGGACUAAAGCUGCUUCUGAUUGCGGACUAAACGAAAGAAAGAAGGGGGAGGAAGGGAAUGGGUGGGGGACGGUUUGGCGACAGCUUUGUUACGUUCUUACGUCAGAUUGUGAUAUACCAAGGCAGUAACCAGAGGCGAUUCGACGUAAACAGAAAGGAAGAAUUAGAAAAAUGUCCCGUUUAUGAAUUCACAGCAUCGCAUUGAACAGCCAGCACGGAUUGUUGCGGUGCACGAUAAAAGUGAAACACCAGGCUGACUGAAUAAGGUUACGGGGGGCGUGGUCCCCGCCCCUAGUGAGACCGCCCAACCGUUGCCAAGAUGUCUGCUAGAGAUCGCUGCCCCCGCCAGCGGCCAUGGUCCAUGUACCACACCAACACCACUGACCUCUCCUCCGAGAUUCUGGGGCUCACACUGGCAGGAAACAGCCAGGAUCCUGAUGAGCCUGUGCUGGAGUUCAGCCUGGCCUGUAGUGAGCUCACAACUCCUGCUCUAGAGCGCAAACCAAACAGUUUUGUUGCCGUUAGCUGCACCACACCCCCCCAGGCUUUCUGGACCAAGCACGCCCAGACGGAGAUCACAGAGGGCACCAGUAAUCCCAUCUUCCUCAGCAGCAUCGCCUUCUUCCAGGACUCCCUCAUCAGUCAGCAGACGCAGGUCAAGCUGUCAGUCUACGAUGUCAAGGACCGCGCUCAGGGAACGAUGUACAUGCUGGGCUCUGCUGUGUUUACGGUGAAGGAACUGCUGCAGGACCCCCAGCACAGACUUCACCUGACGCUCAGGUCAGCAGACAGAGAGUGUGUGGGCAACAUCUCCAUCAUCGCCUGGGGGCUGGAAGAAAAGAGGGACCAGAGGCCUCUUCUGGCCAGACUGCCAGACACCAUCAAUGGGAAGAUGAUACUUCCUGUGGACGAGAGCCUGACAGAGUCUGUGGGAAUCAGACCUACAUACGCUUCUUUGUGCAAGGACACCCUACUUAAAUCCGUGUUCGGGGGCACUAUGUCACGCAUGUACCGCUUCCCCACCACCGAUGGGAACCACCUGCGGGUCCUGGAGCAGAUGGCGGAGAGCGUGCUGUCCCUCACCGUGCCCCGGAACUUCGUGAAACUCCUGCUGGAGGAGGACGCCGCCAGGGUCUGCGAGCUGGAGGAACUGGGCGAGUUGUCUCCGUGCUGGGAGAACCUGCGCAAACAGAUCAUCACUCAAUAUCAGACCAUCAUCCUGAACUACCAGGAGACCAUCCAUAACCUACAUGAGUACAAGGGACCCUCCUUCAAAGCCAGCAACCUGAAGGCCGAGAAGAAGCUGGAGUUCAUUCCCACUAACCUCCAUGUGCAAAGAAUGAGGGUGCAGGAUGAGUCGGGUUCGGAUCACACGUACGACGUGGUGACCAUCGGGGCCCCUGCGGCCCACUGCCAGGGCUUCAAGCACAGCGGCCUGCGGAGGAUCAUCAACAAGUUUGAGGAGGCCAGGCGGCACUUUUAUGAGGAGGGUUGCAGUGCGAUGGCCGGAUCCCAGUCCAUGGUGUACAUUCCGCAGGACAUCGUCCGCGCCAAGGAGAUCAUCGCGCACAUCAACACGCUAAAGACGCAGGUCAGCUACUAUGCUGAGCGACUUUCCCGCGCUGCCAAGGAGCGCUCCGCCAACGGCCUGGAGAGGACCCUGGCCAUCCUGGCUGAUAAGACCCGGCAGCUGGUCACAGUGUGUGACUGCAAGCUUCUGGCAUCCGCCAUCCAGGCGCUGAACGCAGCCCGGCCAGAGUACAUCGCCUCCAAGGCCUCGCCGACCGGCGCCGAACCCGAGCAGGUGGUUCUGCGCAACGACCAGGACACGUUACUGGCCAAGUGGGCAGGACGGACCAGUCGCACCUCGCUGCAUGUCAAUUGGCAUGAGGAGGAAUGGGAGAAGGUGUGGCUAAAUGUGGACAAGAGCCUGGAGUGUAUCAUCCAGCGUGUGGACAAGCUCCUGCAGAGGGAGCGACUGAGGAGUGACAGCAGUGAGGAGGUCUUCCAGGGUGAACAGUCAGGUGGUGCCAGCAAGACAGGUAACCAGAGGCCAUGCGUGUUCUGGAUUAACCCUGGCAGCAUGGAGGAAUCAUCUCAGGAGUCACCAUCACUGCCAUCUUCCACAUCAGCCCCUCCUCCACCCUCCAUGCCGAGUGCCGCAUGCCAAAUCAGUCAUGGCAGCCCCAAUGCAGAAGAAGCCACCCCAGGCCAGUGGAGCGACGCCCUCUACCCACUGCUCACCACACUGACAGAGUGUGUGGCCAUGAUGAGCGACAAGGCCAAGAAAUCCAUGGUGUUUCUGCUGAUGCAGGACAGCGCCCCCACCAUCGCCACGGCGCUCAGCCUGCAGUACCGCCGCGAUGUGGUCUUCUGCCAGACGCUAACGGCUCUCAUAUGCGGUUUCAUCAUCAAACUGAGGAACUGUCUCCGUGACGACGGCUUUCUGCGGCAGCUUUACACCAUCGGCCUGCUGGCGCAAUUCGAAAGCCUGCUGAGUACCUACGGAGAAGAGCUGGCCAUGUUGGAGGACAUGAAUGUGGGGGUCAUGGACCUGAGAAACGUCACCUUCAAGGUGACGCCGGCCACCUCGAUGUCCAGCCCCGACAUGCUUCCCGUCAUCACCGGGAACCGCGACGGCUUCAAUGUGCGCGUCCCUCUGCCGGGGACCGUCUUCGACGCGCUGCCACGGGAGAUCCAGAGCGGGAUGCUGCUGCGCGUGCAGCCGGUGCUCUUCAACGUGGGCAUCAACGAGCAGCAGACGCUGGCCGAGAAGUUCGGAGACACGUCUCUGCAGGAGAUUGUCAACACUGAGAGUUUGACUCGACUAAGUUCUUACUACGAGCAGUUUAAGGAAGUUUUACCUGAAGACUGUCUUCCUCGGUCUCGUAGCCAGACCUGCUUGCCAGAAUUGCUGCGGUUCCUGGGUCAGAACGUCAGCGUCAGAAAGAACAAGAAUGUGGACAUAUUGUGGCAGGCCGCUGAGAUCUGCCGGCGGCUGAACGGCGUGCGCUUCACCAGCUGCAAGAGCGCCAAAGACCGCACAGCCAUGUCGGUGACGCUGGAGCAGUGCCUGAUCCUGCAGCACGAGCACGGCAUGGCGCCGCAGGUCUUCGCACAGGUCCUGGACUGCAUGCGUAGCGAGGGCUGUCGACGGGAGAACACUGUGAAGAACGUGGGAUGUCGCAAGUAUGCUUUUAACUCUCUGCAGUUAAAAGCCUUCCCAAAACAUUACAGAGCUCCGGAAGGGACUUAUGGCAAGGUGGACACCUGAUAGGGCAGCCGACCAACAGGGCCAGGAAUGAAUCAAACCUGCAGCAAAGAUGACCAUCCAUCCUUUGGGAGUCACUGAUCAUAGGGGAAGUGGGAGACGUAUAUGUAGGACAAAACAUAAUCUGCUUUCAAGGUGUCAUCUAGCAUUUCAUUUGUGAGCCCUGUAAGCUCUCAUGGGAGUUUUACUUACACAAAAAUCAGAUUGUUCAGGAGGUGGGUCCAAGCAUCUAGAGGAGGCGGAACCAACCAAUUAGAUAUUUUGGUCCUACCUCCUCGACAAUCUGAUUGGUUAUCUCUCUGAACCAAUCAUUUUUCAUUCUACUCUCAAAACAAUUUUGUGUAAGUAAAUCUCCCACGAGCCCUGUAACUAUGGCUAAGGCACGUCACAGUAGACUUUAGCCUUCACACGCAGCUUUGGGUUGUUUUUUCCACUUAAUGAGGGAGCAUGGUUCAUAGCAAAAUGCUAAGUGCUAAAAGCUGCUAUGGGGAAGGCCAGCAGCGUGACAUCUGAGUGCCAUUCCUCAGUACUAUAGUGACUGUCACUUCCACCUUUUCACUGCGGUGCACCUAAUUGGCCAGGGCCACACAAGUGACUAGAUAAUUAGCUGACAAAACAAAUCCAAAAUUCCUCUACAGGGCAUUUUGGUGGCCAAAAUAUUUUCAAACAAAUUUCCAUAGAUUUGUUUUCCUGCAAAUUUUAAAUAUGUUAUAUCACAAGUAAAUAAUUAAUGGGGAUUUCUAAUGGGAAUUUGUUUUUAAAAUCUCUUUUGCACGGUUCGCAGCCAAAAUAAGUGUGCAAAGAGUGAAGUCUCGCUGAUCAGCUGUGUGCACGCUUCAUGAAGGGGUCCGAGGGGUGACGUAGGGACUCUGGGGGGGGGGUAUGAAAAUGGUGUCACAGCCCAGUGCGGCUCCAUCUGUCGCGCAGCGAUAUCUGUGAUUCCUGGAAACCCGGCAACUCAUCCUACUUGCUGCUCAGUCGGCUGUUACUAAUUGUACCCCCCCCACCCCCACCCAUCCCAUCAGUGACCAUGUUAGCCAGGGCUGCUUCUCGGGCUUUAUUUUGGUUUACAGAACUGAGCAUUGCCCCAAACAUCCCCUUUCAGAGUCAUUACAUCUCAGGAGGGGGCUUUACUGAGAUGUGGACACACAAACCACCCCCGCCCCCCAUUUAACUGAGAUUUACAGUCUCUUAGCGAAACAGGAUUCCCUACAGUCAUUCACUCAGCCUGGGUACUGCCCCCCCAUGCUGUCUGCCUGCUUUGUUUUCCCUGCCAGGCUGCUUCAGCCCAUGCCAACCCCCCCCCCCACACACACCACCCACACCCUAAGCUUCACACUUGUUGACCCUCCCUGGUUCACAAACCCCCCCCCCCCAAAAAUCCUUUGGUACCCAAAGACAAAACAUGGCUAAAGUAAUCAAUCAAAGCUCUUGUUGAUCUCUGCUGGUCUCCAUAUAUGGUCUUCCUGUGCCUUUUGUCAAUGUUGCGCCCAGGAGGUGAGAGUGCUCUAACACUCCCAUCUGCCCCCGCGGCCCAGGCUCCUUCCACCCGCACUGCUCCUCUCUUUUGAAGUAACCAUGCUACACGCUAAAUGCUAUUCUUUGUAAGCAAACGUGUCUAUGUCCCAUUUCUGCCAGGCUGUGGGCACAAAUCAAUAACAACGCUGAAAAAUGUGUUUUUACUGGGAGUGCGCUUGUGAGUUUUUUUUAGAGGAAAUAGUGUCAUUUUGUAAACCUUUGCAAAGAUGCAUUUUUGCAGGGGGACCUGUCUUAAGUGUGCCUGUGGUUAGUGGCCAUCAAGCCCCAUGGCCUGAGAAACGCUCUUCUGCUCUGCUACCUUACCUCAGUCUAUAAGAUGGCUGGGAUUCGCUAGCUGGAAAACUCAGCUGUACCUCCAGCAAACAUUGGCCAGUGGCAAUGUUUGUUCACAAUGGAUUUGAACCUCGAACCUGUCAGUCAUUUGAAUCAUCCAAUGAAAGAGUGGCAUGGUUCCCACCUGUCUGGAAAUGAUGUCACAGCCAGACACCUAUACGGCAGAUAAGCAGAUUGACUGAGAGCUAAAUACAGGUUGGGUUUGACAGGCUCACAAAUCAAUGGGCACAACUAAGGAAAAAAUAAACAUUUUGUUCUUUGCUGAGAACUGAUCUGUCUUUCGCCUUCGCUCUUGCUAAAGAAUUUCAGGGAUGCAUGAAAAAGAGGAAUAUUCCAGUAAGAACCAGCAUCUUGUAUCGUCUGUCCUUUAUGGAUCAGCCUGUGAGCUUUAUUGUUACAGGAAGGAGCUUUAAUACCGGCAAAACUUUCAUCAGAUAUACAUCAAAUGAUUUUUGACUAUAUAUCACACCAGAAAACGGAUUCAAAUCUAUCAUAAAUGACAUACUGGAGGUGCUGUUGUCUAAAAGCAUGUAGCAGCACGCCACGCAACCCUGUAAACCAAUGUAGAGAUCUAGCCGCUAGAACUGUGAAAUGCCGUUUAUGUUUUAUUACUUCGCUGUGUACACUGUUCUGCUAUAGCACCAUGUUCUCUUCUGUGUUCCAUGUGCAUUUUUAUUCUCCUGUCAUCACCUUAACGUUCUGCCUUUACGUUUGAACAUAAACUCUGUGUAAUUUAAUGAUAUAAUUUACAACAAUACCACCUGCUAUAGAGAAUGUGCUGGAUUUUUUUUGUAUUUAUUUUGGUUCACAGAACAACUCCCUAUCUAUGCUGUAAUAUGUGCACCUUCCCUAACUCUUUCCACAAAAAAGUAUUAUCUAAUAAAAGGAUUUCAUUGAUA
This is a messenger RNA of Paramormyrops kingsleyae, 6356 nucleotides long. Its product is annotated as inositol polyphosphate-4-phosphatase type I A-like. The record is from RefSeq and is a predicted model, not a curated record. NCBI's taxonomy places the organism in Eukaryota, Metazoa, Chordata, Actinopteri, Osteoglossiformes, Mormyridae. Gene Ontology annotation, cellular component: cytoplasm. Gene Ontology annotation, molecular function: phosphatidylinositol-3,4-bisphosphate 4-phosphatase activity.